ACCAGCUAGACCUUUCUUAUUAUUGCUACUGGCACAAUGGCUACCCCUUGUGUUCUCUGGUGUCUUGUGUUGGUUGAUCUUAUUUUACUAUCAUCUGGAGCAGAGCUAGUUCAAACUUCUCCAUCUUAUACCCCACUGUGUCCUGGUGAUAGACUAGUACUCACUUGUACAACUACCACUGGGAGUACAUUUUGGAGAAUACCUGGACAAAGCAAUGAAGCAGAACCAGUAUCAGGGCCUAAAGUUGUUGAAGGUCUAAUGCUUAAUGUUACUAGCAUCAAUGGUAGUACAAUAACAACUACUGGUAUCUAUCAGUCAAUCAAUGUGUCACUCAAUGGAUCUGAGGUUGCUUGUGCAGGAGCAUCAAUAAUUGCUGUAUAUGCUACAGUAACUAUUACUAUAGCAGAUCCACCAGUAGCUGUGACUGAUAUAAAUAUAAAUCCAAUUGAUGAUAGUUCAAUACUUAUUACUUGGUUGUAUCAACAGAACAUUAUACAGUGUAUAGUGAACUAUACUGUUAUGAUUAAUGACAGCAAUGUAUCUUCUCAAUACAGCUCUAUUGGAAACAAUAUAACACUUACUUCUCUUAUUGUUGGUACUAAUUAUUCAUUUAUUAUUAUUCCUAUUGAUACUAUUGGAAGAGAAGGACCUCCUUCAUCAUUAAUACAGUAUAUAUGGAAUGUACCAGCUCCAGUUGUUAAUAUUAGUUGGUAUCAGGUAUCAAGUGAUAGUGUUACAAUAUGGUGGAAUAACACUGAG
Molecule: messenger RNA, 759 nt
Organism: Amphimedon queenslandica
Lineage: Eukaryota; Metazoa; Porifera; Demospongiae; Haplosclerida; Niphatidae
Exons: 3
Molecular function (GO): protein binding
Source: RefSeq, a predicted model, not a curated record